Molecule: messenger RNA, 1154 nt
Organism: Rhagoletis pomonella (apple maggot)
Lineage: Eukaryota; Metazoa; Arthropoda; Insecta; Diptera; Tephritidae
Gene: Hap40
Exons: 2
Coding region: 88-1047 (319 amino acids)
Biological process (GO): vesicle cytoskeletal trafficking
Cellular component (GO): early endosome
Molecular function (GO): protein binding
Source: RefSeq, a predicted model, not a curated record
UGUUAGUUGGGGUUAUAUGCUUAAUAAACAAAACUUAUCAGCUGUUGCAACUUUUAGUUGUAAGCUUUUGUUUAUUUGUCAACCAAAAUGGACAAUUAUCCACAAAAGUUAGUUGAUCAGUAUUUAAAGGCUUCGAAUAAACUCAAAAAGUUUGAUAGAGUCGUUUUCAAACGCUUUGCGCCUAAUGUCACCGAGGUGCUGGAGGAGUUCGGACGUUUGGCGUCACGUUUCGAGGAGGCUGGUAUCUUUCAGUAUGCUGCAAUGUGUCACUUAGGCGUUGCUAAGUGUGAGCUGUCUGCAGGAAAUGUGAUCAACGAAUGCCAAGCUUACCUGAGAGCAGCUCGCGCUUUCAUGCGCGUUCACAAUACAAACGCUGCACUGCAACUCCGUUCCAGCGGUGGCGAAUUUAAGGAGGGUGCAUUGCGUUGUUACUGUCAAGCAUUGGAACGUUGUGCCGAUGACACGGUUUUGAAGGCGGCUAUAAUCCGUGAAAUGUCACCGCUGCAGCCACAUUAUGAUGGCUGCAGUAGUUUUGCUUCCCCUGCACAUAGAAUAUUUGAGCUAGAAGUAGCAGCACAUGCAUCAUUAGAACAGAGAGAUUUUCUCAGCGCACUUCACCAGCUCGAUGAUAUAGUAGAUAAUAUUUGCGAGCGCAAACAGCAUGAAUUGUAUGCAGAUCUGCUGCAGCGUGUAGAAAUAUUACGAUUGCUUUUGUUGAUGGCGUUAAACCUGCCACCAGCGCGCCAGUCACCAUCACAUAUUAAGCUAAUGGAAUAUUAUGGGCGAUUGGCGGAUCUCGAGAAUGAAAACAAGGCGGGCGCAAGUUCGCCGCUUGCAGAGAUAGGUGGAAAUCACUAUAGCACAGGCACUUAUGUACCGCUACAAAUGAAAUGGGAGCUGUCGGAAAUAGUGUUAGCCUGGAAGGAAUGCCGAAUAACAGACUACAAAGUAAUGCUAAAUCAGUUUGUGGCAAAAUUUAAUGCGCUCAAUGAGGCACAUCGGCAUGUAGCGCGAUGUAUAUGUGAGAAGUUGGAGGAAAAAUAUUGAGGGGGACAAUAAGUGGGUGGUUGGGAAAGAAACAAAAUUUGUUGUUAAUCAAAUAAGCGCAUUAAUUAUUUUCAUGCAUAUUUUAAUAAAUGUUUAUUGACAGUGAA